This is a messenger RNA of Anoplophora glabripennis (Asian longhorned beetle), 1046 nucleotides long. RefSeq names its product chymotrypsinogen 2-like. The coding region runs from base 66 to 1046 and encodes 326 amino acids. NCBI's taxonomy places the organism in Eukaryota, Metazoa, Arthropoda, Insecta, Coleoptera, Cerambycidae. The record is from RefSeq and is a predicted model, not a curated record. The transcript has 5 exons. Gene Ontology annotation, molecular function: serine-type endopeptidase activity. Gene Ontology annotation, biological process: proteolysis.
CUCUGUGGGAAAAUCUACCAAGAGAUUGUGGUAAAACAAGAUUUAAUGACACCGCUAUAAAAGAAAUGGAAAACCGGAUUAUCAAUGGCAGCGUGGCUAAACUAGGACAAUUCCCCUGGAUGGCCCGAAUAGGGACGAAAUAUAAAGAUGGAUCAACGUAUUUCAUCUGUGGAGCAUCUCUUAUCACCAGGACUUUUCUUGUUUCAGCCGCCCAUUGCGGAGAAUGGGUUAAUAUAGCGAGACUUGGCCAGACGUACGAAACAAACGGCACCGAAUGCGACCAAAAUGGCGCCUGUGCCCCACCCUACCAAGACAUCAAAAUAAAAAGCUACCUAUUCGAGGACUUCUGUAAGCGUUCGUUUCAAAACGAUAUCGUUUUAUAUCAACUUGACAAGCCGGCUGAACUUAAUGAUUUUGUGCAACCAAUUUGCCUAUCCCGUAUCUCUAUUCCACUAAGUAGCCUCGUUGGUGAAAAUAUAAUUACGUCGGGAUGGGGUAGACAAAUUAGAACCGAUCCCACGAGCAAUCCACAAAAAUUAAUGUACAUUGCUGUUCCCGUACAAGACAUGAGGAAGUGCAUACCAUUAUAUUACCACUUCGAUAGAAAUACACAAUUUUGUUUAACUAGACCCAACGAUAAGAGCGUAUGUUUUGGAGAUUCUGGUUCUGGAGCUGUAAAAUUUAUGAAAAUUGAUGGCGAAAGAAGAGCCCAUUUAAUCGGAAUUACUUCUUAUGUGAAGAAAGACUGUUCAUUAUACCCUGUAUUUGCAUUUGUCGAAAACCACCUAGACAGAAUUUUGAUACAAAUUAACAAACAUCUGCACAAAAAUAUAAAAGCGUGCAGAUUAACAGUCAUUGAUUCCGAAGACAUUUCUCAUGAAAUCGAGCAACCAAGUCUUUGCUUGACUCCGGAAAAUCAAUUAAUCGAAGAAUUAAGUGAUAUCGAAGAAACGCUUGAAGAUCAGGAAAAACCCAGUCUAAUAAAGGAUCGGACGGUGAAGAUCAAGUUAAAAAGUUGCCAAAAAGACCAAGAUUCGCCUAGUUAG